AUGGUUACAUUCAACUGUGAGGUAUGCAAUGCUACUGUGCCAAAGAAAAAUACUGAAAAGCACUAUUACCGCUGUCCUAAUGCUUACUAUACAUGUAUCGACUGUUCCAAGACGUUCGAGGAUGGUGUAAGCUAUAAGCAACAUAUAUCGUGCAUCAGUGAGGAUGAGAAGUAUCAGAAAGCGUUGUAUAAAGGUGGAAACAAGAAGGGGAAACCCAAAGGGAAAGUAGAAAAGCCUGCGGUUGCUGAGAAGCCUGUGGUUACUGAGAAGAAGAAGAUUGAAAAGAAAGAGAGCAAAAAAUCCAGUAACAAUGUCUCGAUGAAGAAAGGUGACAGUCUAUACGCUAUUUUGAAGACCUUGAAGGAUAAAGACGCCAAGAAGAAGUUCCUGAAGUCUUUGGUAGUCGAUGAGGACGGUCGUCUGGCCAAGAAAUGA
Messenger RNA from Maudiozyma barnettii, 435 nucleotides. RefSeq lists its product as uncharacterized. Gene Ontology annotation, cellular component: nucleolus. NCBI's taxonomy places the organism in Eukaryota, Fungi, Ascomycota, Saccharomycetes, Saccharomycetales, Saccharomycetaceae. Gene Ontology annotation, biological process: rRNA processing; negative regulation of transcription by RNA polymerase II. Gene Ontology annotation, molecular function: DNA binding. The transcript has a single exon. The coding region runs from base 1 to 435 and encodes 144 amino acids. The record is from RefSeq and is a predicted model, not a curated record.